Messenger RNA from Adineta steineri, 1686 nucleotides. The record is from the annotation of a GenBank genome assembly. Lineage: Eukaryota; Metazoa; Rotifera; Eurotatoria; Adinetida; Adinetidae.
AUGACUUCGUAUAUACGUAAAUAUGUCACAGCAGUUGCAUCGGCAAAAGAUUACGUAGCUCAAUGGUCAUCUGAUCAUGUUUAUUCUGAUGAAGAACUUAUUGUACCAUUUCCAACAUUAGCUAUAUAUGAUCCACAUAAACAUGCUUGGACAGUACAUAUUAAAGCUUGGGUAUAUGUGCCAUUUCAAUCGAAAUCAUUAACAAGUUAUCUUCCAUCAUUACCAAGUUUUUUAGGUGGUAGUAAAAAUAAUAAGAAAGAAAAUGACGAAAAAAAAGUCGAUAACGAAAAUGUUGAUGAAUCGAAUAAUUCAAACAACGAAAAUCAGAAGAAAAAAACAAUAUUUAAUGAAAAUGAAUAUAUGAAAAAUAAAAAAUCUCCAUCAAAAGAUGUUAAAGUUAAUCAAGAUAAAAAAGAUGCAGCUGCUGCAGUUAGUAAAGAAAAUCAUAAAUUAAAGAAGGAUGAUGGAGCAAGUGAUUCAGAUGAUGAUUUAUAUGAAAAUGCUUUGCGAGAAGAAUUCGGUGAUCCAAAUGAAAAUCCUGGUCGUUUAGGUUUAUUUUUUGUUGGAAAUUCUGUUAAAAUUGCAACAAAAACAAUUAUUAAUGGUGUUGAACGUUUAUUAGAUCCAUCGGAUGACAGUGGUUUUAUUGAACAACAUGUUGAAAUUCCAGAUAAAGAACUUAUAUCACUUUGUACAAGAAUUCAUGAAGAUUGUAAAGAUAAAAAAUUUGAAUAUCAAAUACAAGUUAAUCCAAAGAAAGAAGUAGAGAAAAACAAAAAAGAAGAAAAUACGGACAAAGAUAAAAAAGAAGAGAAUCCUGGUAAAAUUACAAAGGUAGAAAGCGCUGACAAAGAUAAGAAAGAAGAAAAUACGGACAAAAUUAAAAAAGAAGAAAAGACGGAUGAUAAUAAAAAGAAAGAAGAUACUGACAAAGUUAAAAAAGAGGAAAAUACAGAUGAAAAUAAAAAGAAAGAAGAUACUGACAAAAUUAAAAAAGAAGAAAGUACGGAUGAAAAUAAAAAGGAAGAAGAUACUGAUAAAAAUGUUGAACAUGGUAAUGAUUAUAAAACGUUUACAUGUACAGUUUAUGUUCUUGCUCGACAUGGUGUCAGUAUUAUAUCAGACAUUGAUGAUACUAUCAAAGUUUCUAAUGUACUUAGUAAACGAUUAUUAUUAAAACAUACGUUCUAUAGUUAUUUCAAACCGAUCGAAGGUAUGAGUGAUUUGUAUCAAAAAUGGUAUGAACAAAAAUGUCAAUUUCAUUAUAUUAGUGCAAGUCCCUGGCAAUUGUAUCCUGCUCUUCGUUCGUUUUUGGACAAAUAUAAAUUUCCAAUGGGUACUGCCAAUCUACGAAAAUUUUCAUGGAAUUUACAAUUUUUUAAUCCAGCAGAUACAUAUAAAAUUGAAACUAUUUCAAAAAUGAUUGAUUCUUAUCCAUUAAGAAAAUAUAUUUGUGUUGGUGAUUCAGGUGAACUUGAUCCUGAAAUUUAUUCGAAAUUGUAUAUAAAAUAUCCUAAAGCAAUUGCUCAUAUAUAUAUUCGUGAUAUUUGUCAUUCAGAAAAAUGUUUACCAACAUGUGAAGAACGAUAUACAAAAGCAUUUGAAGGUGUACCAAAAGAACGUUGGACAAUAUUUAAAGAUCCAAAAGAAAUUGAAACGGACAUCAAGAAAAUCCUUUCUGCAUGA